Molecule: messenger RNA, 2136 nt
Organism: Exophiala spinifera
Lineage: Eukaryota; Fungi; Ascomycota; Eurotiomycetes; Chaetothyriales; Herpotrichiellaceae
Exons: 2
Coding region: 1-2136 (711 amino acids)
Biological process (GO): positive regulation of transcription from RNA polymerase II promoter by galactose; DNA-templated transcription
Cellular component (GO): nucleus
Molecular function (GO): zinc ion binding; RNA polymerase II cis-regulatory region sequence-specific DNA binding; DNA-binding transcription factor activity, RNA polymerase II-specific
Source: RefSeq, a predicted model, not a curated record
AUGUGGACGAGCAUUGCUCCAGCUGGGGAUGAUGAGAGUGGGAGGUUUCCGCUCCCGAAGUCGAAACGUCGCAAGGUGGAGGUGGCCUGCGACACUUGCAGGCUGAGGAAGACACGAUGUGAUGGGGCACGUCCGAAGUGCGGAGCAUGUCUAAGACGCAAAAACGUGGCCGAUGUCUGUGUGUAUGCGGAGCAACCAUCACCUCUACUAUUCAAUCCAACUCCAAAGGCAUCAUCGAGAGCACCGGGACAAGCGGGGCACACCCCAGAACACAGUGUUCGUGGCAAGGGCGAAGACAAGCCCGUUCCGAAUGUUCAUGGUGUCGAAGGCGAACGAAACUGGAUCCUGAAAGCUGGGCUUCUUGCUGCUUCUAACUCUGCUAGUUUCUUCAACACCGUCUUCGGGGAGUCUUCCGGCACAGGCCCGGAGACUAGUGACGAUCUCAUUGACGGAAGCGGACCCGAAAUCAGAGACAGGCAAGAAGCGGGCGACAGGCUAUCGUUUGACCGCCCUGCAAUAUCCCAAAAGCGCGCCCAUUCGGCCGACUACGUUCUCCCAAGCCGGAAGGUCGCUGAUACCUUGAUCGAUAGUUUUCUUAGGCACGCCUACAUUCAAUGGGUUGACCGGCUAAAAUUCAUGCACUGGUACGAAAGUUUAUGGGAUGGUCAAGAAAAGACCAUGCUUGAUGCCGCCGACGAACAAGUCCAGUUUGCACACCUCAACCUCAUCUUCGCCCUUGUGUACCAAUCCGAUACUGAAGACUUGGCAGAGAACCAAGCCCAAUUGGCCGAAACCUAUUUCUUACGCGCAAAGAGGUUGCUGCAACUAUGCUUAUUGGAUCUUGACCGCAUCGAUCUGCUUUGGGCAUUGCUCCUGUUAGCCCAGUGGUUUCAAAGCGUCAAUGACGUGCGUGCAUGCACCUCUUUAGUCGGCCUGUGCAUCCUGAUAGCCCGUAAUCUUGGCUUGCACAAGCCCGAGAGGAUUGACAGUUUGCCGAGCCAGUAUCGGCGGGAGAUUGCGCGGCGGGCGUGGCAUGGCUGUAUUCUCAUGGAUCGGAUUACUGCCAUGAUAUCCGGUCAACCGCUACAGAUUGCUCAGAGUCUUGCCACAAAGGCUACACUAUUUACGGCCAUUGACGACGAAUACUUGACAACGGGAUCGAGCGUUGAUGACGGUACCCUUGGCGUCCAGGCUCCUGGAAACCCCUCGAACGUCUCAUUUUUCCUUGCAUUCUGCCAGCUCCAUCUCAUUCUCGGUGAUGUGUUGGAUCAUCAAGAUGAAGGCAAGACAGUCAUUGACAUCAACCAUGUCAUAGACAUAGACAAUAAACUGGACACCUUCCGCAAGGGACUCCCUCCACACCUACACUUCGACGACAGGCUCGUGGAAGCGUCCGAUAAAAUGGGUAAAUCUCCAUUAUCCGGGCCUUUGGUUCAUCUACGAGCACGUUUUUUGCACAUCCGCAUUAUUCUCUACCGACCAUUCUUCCUGCACCGGGCGAGGAGAUCAAAACAUCCAGCAACGACGCGGACGGAUUUGAGUUUGGGCUCCUUCGCCGAGGCCAUCACACACCAAGGCAUGCUGACUUGUAUCCGUACGGCGCAGCAGAUUCUCGAUCUGAUCCACGCACGCUCUUUGUCUGAUAAUCCAAGCGCUAGGGUCGCAGUCCAGUGGUGGCAUAUAGUGACCUACGUAUACACAGCCACGACCAUUCUCAUUGCCGCACACAUCUUCUCUGAAGUGGCGGAUGAAAUCACCACCACAAGUCUAGCGGACUUCAUCCAGAAGGGAUUUCAAAUCUUGACCUACCAUACUCGGUACGGCGAGUCUGCACGACGGUGCAAGACAGCCCUGACUGUUCUAUGCGAGCGAUACAUUAAAAAUCGACCUAGUAGCCGCCAUUCCCCACGACCGGUCCAACAAGUUCCGCAAAGCAGGGCGACAAAUACAGAAAUCCCAUCUGACAUGUGGAGCGGGAGUCCUGAGCCCCCAUUUGACGGCGGAGAUCUGCCCGCCGCCGCUUUCGUACGCGAUUUCACAGGCUCGUCUUCCGAAUUCUUUCGUGGAGAAGGGAUAGAGUCUCUGCUGUUCUUCAACGCGGAUAAUUGGGGUCAGGAAAUGAAUGACUGGAUGUGA